Messenger RNA from Tupaia belangeri chinensis (Chinese tree shrew), 3626 nucleotides. It is a transcript of the gene KRT80, whose product is annotated as keratin 80. Gene Ontology annotation, cellular component: keratin filament. Gene Ontology annotation, molecular function: structural constituent of skin epidermis. The transcript is spliced from 10 exons. NCBI's taxonomy places the organism in Eukaryota, Metazoa, Chordata, Mammalia, Scandentia, Tupaiidae. Gene Ontology annotation, biological process: keratinization; intermediate filament organization. The record is from RefSeq and is a predicted model, not a curated record. The coding region runs from base 388 to 1746 and encodes 452 amino acids.
AGAGGUGCUCUUCUCUCUCCUUCCUAGUUGAAUCUGCCUUCCUCCUGUCUCCUCCCCACCCACACCCAGCCUGACCACCCAGCUGGCCCCGCCUUGGAGCCAGGCCCAGUUUGGUUGGGGGCCUGUGACCAUCCCUCAGCCAGGCAGCUGCCCUGCCAGGGAGGGAGACGAGAUCUACGCGGGGGAGGGGCGGUAGCACCACAUCAUCUAACAGGUUGGUCUGGCUGGGAGGCGUCUCCCUCCUGCAGCUAAUGAGUGCUGUGCGACAGGUGUUUGCUCCUCAGUCCCCAGCCUGCCCUGGCCGUGACCGGAGCCAGCUGCCUGCCACCCCUCCAAGGCUCUCUCGAUCAUCCCCAGGCCCUCCCGCUUCCGGGCCGGGGGGCCGUGAUGGCCUGCCACUCCUGCGUCGUUGGCUUCAGCAGCCUCAGCAGCUGUGAGGUGACCCCGGGGGGCAGCCCCCGGCCUGGGACCUCGGGAUGGGCCAGCUGCGGGGCCCCCCGGCCAGGCUUCAGCUCCCGCAGCCUCACAGGCUGCUGGCAGACUGGCACCAUCCCCAAGGUGACCGUGAACCCCAGCCUGCUGGUGCCCUUGGACCUCAAGGUGGACCCAGCUGUCCAGCAGCAGAAGAACCAAGAGAAGGAGGAGAUGAAGGUCCUCAAUGAUAAAUUCGCCUCUCUGAUUGGCAAGGUACAAGCCCUGGAGCAGCGCAACCAGCUGCUGGAGACGCGCUGGAGUUUCCUGCAGGGCCAGGACUCAGCCGCCUUCGACUUCGGGCAUCUCUACGAGGAGUACCAGGGUCGACUGCAGGAGGAACUGCGCAAAGUGAGCCAGGAGCGGGGACAGCUGGAGGCCAACCUGCUGCAGGUGCUCGAGAAGGUUGAGGAGUUUCGAAUCAGGUAUGAGGACGAGAUCUCCAAGCGCACAGACAUGGAGUUCACCUUUGUCCAGCUGAAGAAGGACCUGGAUGCAGAGUGUCUUCGACGGACUGAACUGGAAACCAAGUUAAAGGGCCUGCAGAGCUUCGUGGAGUUGAUGAAAACCGUCUAUGAGCAGGAGCUGAAGGACCUGGCAGCGCAAGUGAAGGACGUGUCGGUGACCGUUGGCAUGGACAGCNGCUGCCACAUCGACCUGAGUGGCAUCGUGGAGGAGGUGAAGGCCCAGUAUGACGCCAUCGCGGCUCGCAGCCUGGAGGAGGCUGAAGCGUACUCCCGGAGCCAGCUGGAGGAGCGGGCUGCCCGCUCUGCAGAGUUCGGAAACAGCCUCCAGAGCAGCCGCAGUGAGAUCGCUGACCUCAAUGUGCGUAUCCAGAAGCUCAGAUCCCAGAUCCUGUCCAUCAAGAGCCACUGCCUGAAACUGGAGGAGAACAUCAAGGCAGCCGAGGAGCAGGGGGAGCUGGCCUUCCAGGAUGCCAAGGCCAAGCUGGCCCAGCUAGAGGCAGCCCUGCAGCAGGCCAAGCAGGACAUGGCGCGGCAGCUGCGCGAGUACCAGGAGCUCAUGAACACCAAGCUGGCCCUGGACAUCGAGAUCGCCACCUACCGCAAGCUGGUGGAGGGCGAGGAGAGCCGGAUGGACUUGCCCUCAACCACUGUGGUCAGCGCUAUGCAGUCCAGAUGUAGAACUGCUGCCUCCAAGUCAGGACUCUCCAUGGCCCCUUCUCGGAAGAAGAAGAAAUGCAAAGGCCCCGUGAUCAAAAUCACCGAAAUGUCAGAGAAGUACCUCUCGCAGGAGUCAGAGGCCUCAGAGUAAGGCAGCUGAGACCAGGAACUGCAGGUCACCCGCACGCAGCAGGAGGAACUUAAGCUAGGCUCCAGAAAGCAGCUUGGAGCCUCUAGGUUGGGAGGGGAGGCAAACCCGAUUCUUAACUGAGAGGUGGAGGGUCCAACAAAGUGCCUGCUUGUGUGUGGGCUGCAGGGCUGGGACAGAAGUGUCCCCAGCUAUCUAGAACCACUCCGCUCCAAUUCAGCAUCUCACAGUCCCUCCCUUCCAACCUCUGGCCAGAGGUUUUCCUGAUGGGGUGAACUAGAAUUUAGGGUCAGUUGUCUCCACCUCCUCACUCUUCUGCAGCUCUUCCUCUAAAGUAGGGCUCUGGGCUCUGACCAAGGUCUUUUUAACUCUUUUGCCCAGUAUCUGCCCUAAACUCAUUUCUCAAGCCUUGCCUUGCCUCUGCCUUGCAGCUGAGGCCAGUGCCCAUACUCAUCCAGCUCAGGCUGUGGGCAGGGUUGAGGAGGAUGACUUGGGCCCCAUCCCGAAUCCGGAGCUCCUGGGUAGGCUUGAGUGCUGAGUACCCCCUCAGCCUGCCUGCUCCACUUGGGCUCCCCAGAGACCUGACAGUAUUAGAGAGUAAGGAGAGGGUGGUCCUUGAGAGUUUGGAACCUGAACCCGGACUGCUGAGAUCAGCCUGGACACCUGCACCACCCCCCUCCUUCUGUGGGCCCAUCCCAGAAUGUCAUAGUCAGACCAGGACAGGCUGUCCCCAGCCAGCUCCCAGCACCUUCUCCAGAAGCUAUUCUUGCCAUGAUCAACUCCUUGGGAGUGGAAGCCAGACCAAGAGGGAGAAUUAGAAUCUCCCUUCCCCCUCCCUCCAUUCUGGGGUCCACCACCUAGCCUGGGAUCUGAACUCUGUCCCGCCCCAGGUCUUUCCCAGCCUGAACACCCAGCUUUGGUGAACAGGCUUUGAAGACCCCAGCCCCACUUCCACAAUGAUACCCUGGGUCCAUUUCCCAUGAGCCCACUCCUCGGGGCCUCUAUCUCUGCACUGGGCUGGCCAGCCUGGCCCUGCCUUCCUGUGUAUUGACCAAGGACCCCUGAGGGCACAUGCACACCCAUGGGGUCAUAGCUCCUUUUUUUCUGGCCCCUCUGGCCCCUUCCUGCCUCCUUGCCCCCUUUCCUGCCUCCUACAGGCCAUGAAGAAAGCACAGUCCAGGCAGGUCUGAGAGCUUCUGAGCCCUUGAGGUUGGGCUGGGAAGCCCCAGUGAUAGACUUAAAAAAACUAAACCAGAAAGAAAAGUUCUGCCUUCCUCAAGAUCUGGGGUGGUAGGAAUGCUCCUAUUUCCUCCUCCUAGUGCUCUCUCUUUGGGGCUUGCAGGUCAAUCCUAGCAGCUCCAGCCUCCCGCUCCACAAGCUGCUUCCCUUACUGCCCUCUCUUCUCCCCUACCUGCCCCUUGUCUCAUUUCCUCUUCCAGCAGGACUUUCAUUCAUUCAUCUCAUUGCCCCUCCUAGGCCUCAAGCCCUCCAGACCCAUAGGGGGCGCUGAUGGGCUACUGACAUUCAGGCCAGGGGAAAUUGAGUCAUGUCUGAAGUUCUCAGAGGGUGCUAAUUGCUGCUUUAUCUCGGUCUCUUUGUUGGCUUCCAAGGGAGCAGAUACUCAGUGAGGGAUACAAGAUAUAUAAAGUAUGUAUUAUUUUUCAUAACUUAUAUGGCUUUUAACUUAUUGCUUCCCGCCUAUUUCUGUAUAAUCAGUGCUGUCAUGUACUUUGUGGCUAGAUGACACAUGUUCCAGCCACCCCAGCUGACUGGCUGCCUAUCUCCGGGCAAGGACACCUUCUCCCUGUCGAGGAGUGAAUAAAUAUUGAGAUCUGCCCAUGGACAAAGCUGCAUGUCUAUUUUUCUCUGACUUCUCGGGACUG